UCAAAUAUUUUGGUCAAAAUUUUUUUAUCAGGAAAUUGGAUAACUGGAUUUUAUUUUGUAAAGAUAAUGGUUUUAGGAAAAAUAUAAUAUUCUUAUUUUAGUGAUUAUUCUUAAUUACUGUGUAUGUAGUAGAUUUCCAGUUGCAGUGAAAGAUGGAAAAUCCCAAUAAAAUUAUGGUAGCAAGUAGCUCUAAAGAUUACAAAAGAGAUGGUAAAAUAAAAAAACAUAUUGUUGAUUUUUUCAAAUGGUUAAACAAUAUCCAACAAGAUUUCACUGUCAACUCUACCAGAAAGGAGAGAAGCGAGCUAUUAUUCCUUUUGAUGCAGUUGAAAAAACAGUUAUCUUAUUCCAUUUCCAUUUUGAAUAUGCCCCCUUCAACUCAAAGACAAGAAUUUCUGUGUGAGAUUUGUUCGAGUAAAAUAAUUCUAGAGCCUCUUGAAGAUAUUUGGGAGUGCCUAGCAAGCCAUUGUCAUUCAAACUCAUGUGUUAAAGAGAAUAGUUUUGAGGAGGUAAUAAAUGCAAAAGACGAAGUGGACAAAAGUAUUUAUUUGAAAAGUCAUUCACAUUCUGAAUCUUCAAUUAACGAAGCAAUUCUACAAGAAAUGGACACUAAAGAAGAGAAUAUAAGUAGUACUGAUAGUGAUACUAAUUCAGAAAGUUCCUCUGACGUAAUGGGUUUUAAAGAUAAUGUUCAUUCUUUAGAAGAAUAUGAGAAAGCAGACGUUGCUGGUACAUCUUCUGGUAUUUUAUCUACUGAUGAACAUGAUUUGAAUUCAUCACCCAGCUUAAAUAGUGAUCUAAUCCAGAACUUGCAUAAUCCUUCCUUCAAGUCUCGUUCUUGGUAUCCAUCAAGUCCUCUCAGAAGCACUGACGAUAAUAGAGAAGAUUCUGAGUUUAAUACCAACCAUAACAUGGACAUACUUGACAACAAAAGGGAGAAUCCUACAAUGCUUAUGAACAAUUAUAAAAUGUUCUCCCCUCCAACAUUAGAUUAUUCCAAUACAUUGCAAUCUGAUGUGUACAAAUUUCGUUUUGAAUUUCAAUCAAGAUAUUCUAAACAAGAAGAAUCACUGCUGUAUCCUAAAUUUUACCGAAAAUUUGAUUUGGAAGGAGAUCCCAUUCUGCAAAGGACAGGUCCAGAUCGUACAGUGUGUUUGACAUGUUGCUGUGAAUUGCUUGGUCAAAAUGCUCCCUCUUGCAUAGUUAGCCAUACUUCAGGAAGUAGACAUUCAAAUGCAACAUCUAAAAUGGGAGAUAUCAUCAGAAAUUACCACGAUACUUUCUUGAGAUUAGACAGAGAAUUUCAGAGCCAUCAAAUAUACUUUGCUACUGAUGAUGAAGGGUACCUUUUAAAAUGUGUUGUGUGUUUAAAAUAUGUUAGAUGUGGAGAUGUGCAAGCUCAUAUAAUGAGUAAACUUCAUAGCAGAAAAUUAAUUAGGCUGAGUCGUGAAAGUAAAAUGCAUUCGCUCUUCUACUUUUUGAGGAAACAUGUUGAGGGUUAUGGAGUUAAGUUUGAAGAACCGCAGGCUGUCAACGAAUCAGAGGAGGUUGAGAAGCCAAAACGUAAUGUUAACAAUAAGGUACAUAACAUAGUUAAAUCAACUGAUGACUCUGACCCAGCUUUGAUGAACAAACUGCCAGGGAGAUUCAGUAAGCAUUUGAAGUAUUUGCGACCAAUGAAUUACUCAGUUUCAUGCAACAUUUGCGACAAGGGGACUAACAUCUUCAGCUGGAAGAGUAUCAGGCUACACCUAGUCCAGCCCUCUCAUUUAGUUUUGACGAAGACUCCAACUCUUAACUAUGCCUAUCACUGUGACAUUUGCGAUAAAAGAUGCCAUGAUGAGAUCACAUGGAUUCUUCAUUUCAAUGACGAGUAUAAAAGGCAUAAGGAGGCAGCGGAAUGUAAAAAACAAGAUAAACCUGUUGAAUAUGAAUGUUCAACUUGCAAACUAGUUUUAUUUGGAGAUUCUGAGUCUUUAGAGAAACACAAACAGAGUAAUCCUAUAAGAAGGACGGAAAGAUUUCGAUCUGUAACAUUGAACAAAGAGACGAAGGAGUUUUUCAGUUCCAAAAAAGCAAUAGAGGAAAAUGCGAAAGUAUUAUGGGAUGACGCAGAAGAUGUAGUUUCAAGAACUGACCUUGUCGCCAAGUGCUGUGAAGAUUUAGAAAAUGCUCUAGAGAGUAAAUAUAAGUUCUGCAAAGCCUACCCUUUCGGUUCAAGAAUAUCAGGCUUGGGAGGAAGUCAUAGCGAUUUGGAUAUAUUCAUUGACACUGGUUCCAUGUACAACGGCAGUCAAAAUCAGGACGAACAAAACCAAACCUUGAUAAUCACAAACGUCCUGAAUUUGAUAAGGAAACGAAAAGAAUUCACUCAGAUAAAUUCCAGACCGACCGCCAGAACACCUAUAAUACAGUUGAAACACAAGAGCACAAACUUAGAUUGUGACGUAUCUUUCGUUCAUGGACUUAGUGUUGAAAACACGAAAUUUUUGAGGUAUUGCUUUGAACUGCAACCAAUUUCCCAAAAACUCAUUCUCUUGGUGAAGAAAUGGUCUCAUCUCUGCGGCCUAAAUGAAAAUAUUACAACUUACGCCCUGGCAAUGUUGGGUAUAUUUUAUCUGCAGAAGAAAAAAUUACUCCUACCCGUACAAGUUAUAAAAAAAUUGAAUGAAAUAAAUUUCACAAUUAUCGGCUGGGAAACCAUUGAUUAUGUAACACCCAAGGAGGAAAUUCAAAAGCAUAUUGAAAUGUUCGAUGGGGACAUCACUGAACUUUUAAUUGGGUUUUUCGAGUUUUAUUCUAAUUUUAACUAUAAACUUCAUGUUGUUUGUCCACUAUUAGGAACAGAAAUAUCGAAAGAUUUGUUCUCAAUAGAUCCAAAAGGUGGUGCGCUCCCCGUAGAGAUGAGCAGUUAUGUUAAAAAAAUCAAUACUGAAAGCUCGCCAGAGUAUUUCAGAUGUCUUUCCCAUUUUUGCAUCCAAGAUCCGUUCGAUCUAAGCCACAAUUUAACCAAAGCAUGUAAUAGUUCUUUAUUAAAUAAAUUCGUGAAAUUAUGCAGCUUAACUCAUGUAUUGUUGACUAAAUUAGGUGAUUAAUGGAAUUGAAUGUUGUGUGGUGAUUUAUGAUAUUUUAAAUGUAAAGGCGAUUUAAUGAAUAAAUUUCUAUAUUUGCUCAA
Messenger RNA from Coccinella septempunctata (seven-spotted ladybird), 3175 nucleotides. RefSeq lists its product as uncharacterized. Gene Ontology annotation, molecular function: poly(A) RNA polymerase activity. Lineage: Eukaryota; Metazoa; Arthropoda; Insecta; Coleoptera; Coccinellidae. The record is from RefSeq and is a predicted model, not a curated record. Gene Ontology annotation, biological process: mitochondrial mRNA polyadenylation; mRNA 3'-end processing. The transcript has 8 exons. The coding region runs from base 153 to 3095 and encodes 980 amino acids.